AGCGAAUCUAAGGAAACUCAAGAAUUAGAUGAAAAUGAAUUAACAACGAUGCCGCCAGUGAUUACAGUCAGUCCGAAUGACAAGAAUUUGCUGAUGAAAACUGACAAUAAGGAGAGGAUGCCAAUUCCAGGGGAAAUAAAUAUUACGCCUUCUUGGGACAAUGAAGUUUGCUGGGAUUUUGAAAAAAAAUAUUGCGAGCAUCUGUCAGAUGUGUUUAACUAUUCAUCAGAUUGUGAUAGUGACGAAUAUUGCAAUUAUAUAUCUGAAGGUGGAAAGUGUUGUGAAAUUCCUUGUGAUGAUAUAACGAAGAAGUGUCGGUUCCCAGUAGAUAAUCCGGAUCUUGUGCUUUCUUUCUCUCCUGAAUCGGAUCGUGGUUCCACGAUAGUAUCCACAUUUGGAGAACAUAUAAUGGAACGAGUUUCACAACUUCCAAGAAAAUGAAACAUUCUUUUUGACUUGAAACACUAAAAAAAAGAUAGAUUGAUAUCUGAAGUCUCCAAGAAAACGAAACAUUCCUUUUGAUUGAAACACUAAGAAUACUUUAUUUCGUUGAGUUCAUAAGUCUUGUUAUGAGAU
Saccostrea cuccullata (small rock oyster) is the source of this 576-nucleotide messenger RNA. RefSeq lists its product as uncharacterized. NCBI's taxonomy places the organism in Eukaryota, Metazoa, Mollusca, Bivalvia, Ostreida, Ostreidae. The coding region runs from base 49 to 441 and encodes 130 amino acids. The record is from RefSeq and is a predicted model, not a curated record. The transcript is spliced from 3 exons.